Belonocnema kinseyi is the source of this 1044-nucleotide messenger RNA. Its product is annotated as probable chitinase 10. Gene Ontology annotation, cellular component: extracellular region. The record is from RefSeq and is a predicted model, not a curated record. The coding region runs from base 1 to 1044 and encodes 347 amino acids. The transcript has 5 exons. Gene Ontology annotation, molecular function: chitin binding; chitinase activity. Gene Ontology annotation, biological process: chitin catabolic process; carbohydrate metabolic process. Lineage: Eukaryota; Metazoa; Arthropoda; Insecta; Hymenoptera; Cynipidae.
AUGUAUAAGUUUAUACUUUUACUUGGAAUAUGCUCAGCGUUGGCUUCUGAUAGUAAGCCACCAGAAAAGGCGCCGGCGAAGCAUACAGCGAGAAUACCAGUAGCUGAUAAGUGUUCGCAAAUUGUUGGCUGUUACUACGUUAAUAAUGAAAAUGAGCAAGUUGAUCCAACACUAAACAUAGAGAUGAUCGAUGUGUCUCUUUGCUCUCACUUAUUUUACAAUACCGCUUUUAUUGGCAAAAACGGUUCUGUAGAAUUGCUUUAUGAAUGUACAGAUUGUCCAGGUAUGGAAUGGAAUUCAUUUGAAAGGGUCAACGAUCUCCGAAAAAGAAACAGACGCUUCAAAACCUUAGUUGCCAUGGAAGAAGCAUCACUCAAAGAAAAAUUCGAUAAAGAUGGUUUCAUUUUAGCUUUAGCAGUUGACGCUAGAGAAUCGACUGCUAACAAAUAUGAUAUUAAAGAAAUAUCUGAGUAUGUGAGCUUCAUUAAUUUGAGGGCUUACAAUUUUCACGGAGACAGAACCUAUGAUCCUAGCAACAUAGUAAAAGCUGGUCAUAUUGCUCCACUGUAUCAUUCAUCAAAAGAAAAUGCGGAGGAUCGGAAAUUGAACGUGGACUAUAUUGUAAAAUACUGGCUUUCGAAGGGUACUCCGCCAAACAAGUUAAUACUGGGAACUACUUUUAACGGACUAGAAUAUAAUUUAGCUAAUCCAAAACAAGUUGGUAGAGACGCACCAGUUGUUGAAGAUCCAAAAUAUGCUUUACGAGAUCCAAGCUAUUACUAUACUUGUCCAUGGGAAAAGACUCGAGUAUGGACAACUUUCUGGGACAAAGAACAGCAAGUGCCAUACAUCUCCAAAAGAGAGAAAAUGAUUGCCUACGAUAGUGUUGCCUCUAUCAAGCUGAAGGCUGAAUACGCUAAACGGAUGCAGCUUGGUGGUGUAUUUGCAGAUAGUAUAGAAGGAGAUGAUUUCAGUGGACACUGUGGAGGGGAGAAGUUCCCACUUCUGACUACAUUGAGCCGAGUCCUGAGAGACAAAUGUUAA